AUGAGCGCGAUCUUGUCGGCAGACGAUCUGAACGAUUUCAUUUCACCGGGGGUCGCGUGUAUCAAACCAGUGGAAACACUUCCUCUGAAAGACGCAAAGACUCAAGAGGAUGCUUACGAAGUAACGACGGAAGACAAGGUUCAGCCCGAGAAUCUACCACCUGCCCAGAUUUCUUUGACGGAUUGCCUUGCUUGCUCUGGGUGUGUCACAUCUGCCGAAGCGGUGCUUAUAUCCCUUCAGUCUCAUGCUGAGGUCCUCAAUACCCUCGAUGCCUACCCGGAAAUUCCCUUGACACACGAGCACCACGGCACAGUGAUUAAUAAUGCGAAAGACUCUGGAGAAGGCAAGAUUUUCGUGGCCAGUGUCAGUCCGCAGGUGAGGGCAAGUUUAGCCACGACCUAUGGAAUUUCGGAGAAAGAAGCGGGGUACAUGAUCGACCAGUUGCUCAGUGGCCCGCAGGGCUUGCGGGGUGGGGGCAAACACGGCAAUGGGUUUACAUGGGUUGUAGACACCAAUGCCAUGCGAGAAGCCGUCCUAGUCCUCACCGCAGAUGAAGUCUCGGACUCUCUCAAAUCGAAUGAAUUGUCAACGGCGGGUCACUCUGACAGCGCGCUUCCCAAACGCCCAAUUCUAUCUUCUGCGUGCCCUGGAUGGAUCUGCUACGCCGAAAAGACGCACCCCUUUAUUCUCCCACAUCUUUCUCGACUCAAGUCGCCGCAGGCCUUGUCAGGGACGUUUUUCAAGACCGUUUUGAGCAAAUCUCUUGGGGUUCAUCCUUCUCGGAUAUGGCAUUUAGCAGUGAUGCCAUGCUUUGACAAGAAGUUAGAAGCUAGUCGAGAGGAGCUCACAGAUGUAUCAUGGCGCCAGGAAGAUCGCUCAAGCGCUGAAGCUCAGCCCGUUCGUGACGUGGACUGUGUGAUUACUGCCCGUGAGCUCCUUUCGUUAGCUUCGUCUCGUGGGUUCUCACUGCCAGAACUACCUUUACAACCUCUACCUUCAUCUUUCACUCCACCUUUCCCCGAAAAAACCCUUGAAUCUUUCAUCUCAUUCAAGCGAUCUCGGGCAGAACAAUCUCUUGCCGCUGGCACCUCUGGAGGCUACCUGCACCAUGUUCUUAUGACCUUCCAGGCUCGCAACCCAGGGAGCGAGCUAGUAAUUAACCGCGGACGCAAUGUGGAUGUCGUCGAUUACAUCUUGAUGUCCCAAGAGAAACAACCUAUUUUGAAAGCAGCUCGUUAUUACGGGUUCCGAAACAUUCAAAAUCUCGUCCGAAAACUCAAGCCCGCGCGCGUUUCAAGGCUUCCCGGUGCGAAGCCUACCACAAGCCGACGCCAGCCUAUGUCGCGAAACGCCGCAUCUACGGGCAGCUCAGGCUCGGACUAUGCUUAUGUAGAGGUCAUGGCCUGCCCUGGUGGGUGUACGAAUGGCGGUGGCCAGAUCCGAGUCGAGGACGCUAGAGAGACUCUUGCUUCUUCUCAAGGAGGGGUAUCUGAUGCAUCUACCAAACCAUCGCCCCACGAGCAGCGUACAUGGUUAGCCCGUGUCGAUGAGGCAUACUUCUCCAUGGAAUCAGAGUCAGACUCAGAAUUGGAAAUCGAGUCCCAACAACCUUUAUUGGCUGACAAGGAAGCCAAAAUCCACGAGGGCUUGGGGCGCUGGUCGCAGUUCAUGGACAUACCACUAUCCAAACUUGUCUACACCACAUAUCGCAAGGUUGAAAGCGAUGUUGGCAAAGACCAAACUCCUGCCAACGAUACUACUCGAGUCGUGGAGCUUGCUGGAAAGAUUGGUGGUGGUUGGUGA
Molecule: messenger RNA, 1803 nt
Organism: Penicillium soppii
Lineage: Eukaryota; Fungi; Ascomycota; Eurotiomycetes; Eurotiales; Aspergillaceae
Gene: nar1
Product: iron-sulfur cluster assembly protein NAR1
Exons: 2
Coding region: 1-1803 (600 amino acids)
Biological process (GO): iron-sulfur cluster assembly
Cellular component (GO): cytosolic [4Fe-4S] assembly targeting complex
Molecular function (GO): 4 iron, 4 sulfur cluster binding
Source: RefSeq, a predicted model, not a curated record